AUGAAACGCUGCCGUCCAGCGGAUCCUCUCCACCACUACUAUGCCAGAGCGCUGGACAUUACCGAGGCUUUGCACUCAUCCAACGCACAGUCCUGCCCAGUCCGGCCAUACCUCAAAGGCGAACACUAUGCUUGCAAAGGCGCUAUCGGCCAAGACCGGACCCAGCGCAUUCUGCACUUACUCGAAGACAUGCACUUCCACAAAAGCGCGUUAAUCAACGAUCCUAUCAUUGACACCUACGCCGUCGCCUCCAUCUACCGCAUCAGUGCAUUGAUCACACAGGCCACAUUCUGCUCCAAGCACAAGGCGGAGGUGCACAAGCAGGUGACCAAAACUCAGCUCGACCGCAUCUCCUCCAAAGCUCUGGAGUGUGCCCUCUUCCAGCACCCCAACCGCAACGCAGGAGAGGAGAUUCACGACUUGCAAGGUGUCAUGCGGAUGCUGCAGGCGGACCAUCCUCAGACCUCUUCCUUUGGCACGGCGAAGCGUGCUCACGAGAAGUGCGAGAAGGAGGAGGAAGGCGAUACGGUCCAGCCGUCAACACCCAAGAAACCGCGUCUCUCAAGUAGUGGGUGGGUUGGGUAUUGCGCCCCAUCUAUGAACACUUCCAUCGGGCCGCCGAGCAACGAUCCAACCUGGAUGAACCCUUCCUGGCUGCCGAUGGGCGAUCCCUUUUGGCAGCCCUCCGUCGACGGCAGCACCGCCCACUCGCUGCAGGGAACUACGCCGGAAGAUGGGAACGACGUCCAUCAGGCGGGCGAGGGGACCACCCUCGGCAAUCAUUGGUGGCUCACUCCCCUUCCAAGCAACACGUCGGAGCAGCCCCUCCUCCCUCAGGACGGUGCUCAGCUCUCUGCAGCGGUGGCACCCGGCCCGGCAUCUCCUUCGGCGGAGAGGCUGUCUCGUCUCAUCACUGUCCGUGCGGGUGGACCUGCGUCGUCGAUGGGAAAUGACUUGCACGCCGUCGACUCGCUGCCGGGAGGAGGACAUGUGCAUGGCGAAGGCAACGUCCAUCAAACCAGCGAUGCGGCGAACCUCUAUGAUAUGAUCUUUGGUGAUGUUGAUUCCAACGCCAUGGACUUUGACGCCACGAACUUGGACCCCACGAACUUGGACGCCACGAACUUCGACUACACGUCGCUCACUCAACGCUACCCCCAAUCAAACGACCCAUCAAAGCAGCAACUCCUCCCAACCGAUCUUGCCCGCAGUUCCGAGCUUCCCUCUGCAGCGACGAGCCGCGCCGACUCCUCGACCUCCGCGCCGUCAUCCUCGCAGACCUCUCCUUCCGCGCCGUCAUCCUCGCAGACCUCUCCUUCCGCCCCGUCGUCGCGGAGCACACUUUCCGACGAAGACGACGUGCUGCGCGAGCUGUUCCCCGAUGUCUGA
This is a messenger RNA of Zymoseptoria tritici IPO323, 1389 nucleotides long. RefSeq lists its product as uncharacterized. The record is from RefSeq and is a predicted model, not a curated record. The coding region runs from base 1 to 1389 and encodes 462 amino acids. Lineage: Eukaryota; Fungi; Ascomycota; Dothideomycetes; Mycosphaerellales; Mycosphaerellaceae. The transcript has a single exon.